AUGCGUCGUCUUGCUAUGAACGAAAUCGACGAAGAUGAUACGAAUACGGAGGAUGACGACAUUUCUACGGACGGCAAAUACACCCAAGCUCAACAAAAGCUUGGAAAGAAGCGGUUAACUCGACCAGGGAGUGCUCAAAAAGGAAAAAUUACCAAACGUGAACGCUUAGCCGUUGUUAUGGAUGCUCUAACAGAGAGCCUGAAGUCAGCGAGCGGAGAAGACAACUCCAAGUACGAGUACAAAACGAAGCGACUUGCGUUUGGAAAAGAACAAACUGAGCUACAACUCAAGCACAAGGCUGAUAAAGCUGAACGACGUCGCAAGCACGAGUUAGAACUCGAAGAUCGACGCCGAAAAGCUGAUGAGGAGCGCGAAAAGCGCAUGUUCGACUUCUUUCGAACAAUGCUGAACCAGACCAACAGUAAAUAG
Messenger RNA from Phytophthora nicotianae INRA-310, 429 nucleotides. RefSeq lists its product as hypothetical. NCBI's taxonomy places the organism in Eukaryota, Oomycota, Peronosporomycetes, Peronosporales, Peronosporaceae. The record is from RefSeq and is a predicted model, not a curated record. Bases 1 to 429 code for a protein of 142 amino acids. The transcript has a single exon.